Messenger RNA from Rhizopus microsporus ATCC 52813, 1016 nucleotides. RefSeq lists its product as uncharacterized. The record is from RefSeq and is a predicted model, not a curated record. The coding region runs from base 94 to 969 and encodes 291 amino acids. The transcript is spliced from 3 exons. Gene Ontology annotation, cellular component: nucleus. Lineage: Eukaryota; Fungi; Mucoromycota; Mucoromycetes; Mucorales; Rhizopodaceae.
ACAUCAUUUAUUCCUUUUCCUACUGUUUACUUUUUUCCUUUUUUAUAUUGCUAUUAAAGACUGAAAACAAGAAGUAAAGAGUGACAUAUCAAGAUGGCUUCACAAAACAUAAACAUUGCAUUUAAGCGUAACUCUAUCAACAACAAUAGCAACAAUAACAGUAGCAAUAAUGGAGCUGUAGCCAUGUCCUAUUCACCUUCUUCUCAUACUAUGCCAGCUAUCUUUCAGCAUAGAGACAGUUUUGUUCACCAAAGAGAACUUGAAUCUAAUUUCUGUAGUGAUUUAGUGUGCUGUGGAACACAUAUUAAGGAUCUUCAUGAGCUACUCCAUCAUUAUGAAGAACAUCACCAUGCACCAAUAGAAGAAGAACCUGAACCAAAAGAACCUGAUUUACCCAUGGAAGACUUAGAUUCACCUUUUUCUGCUCCAUUAUCCACUCAACCUACUGAGGUCACCUCACUGGUGAACCCACUACUUCGCAGCUUUGAAAGCUUUCGAGAAAAGCCUAACGAAAGAAGCAGCCCAUCCAAUGUAAAUAACAACAAUAAUAAUAAAUUCGGUAGACAUACAGAAGAAAUUUUGAAGCAGGCCUUACCAGCACUAGUUAAUCCUGAUAAUGAUCUUAGACCUGGUACACCCGAUCUUCACUUUCUGCGAACAGAAGUUUUAUAUCAGACAUGCGAUGAUGGACAAGAUAAACCAUACAAAUGCCAAAUAGCAGGUUGUGAUAAAGCUUACAAAAAUCCUAAUGGAUUGAAAUAUCAUCAAACGCAUGGUCACUCAGAGGAAGAUAUGCUGAGUGAAGCAGAAAGAGAUGCACAAAAACCCUACAUGUGCACCAUAGGCUAUUGUAACAAAAGAUAUAAAAAUCUGAAUGGGCUAAAAUAUCAUAUUGAGCAUUCGCAUAUUGCAAAAUUGAAACAAUAUCCAUUGGAUGGACAAUUGUCAUGGCAACCGCCUUCCAGCUAAAAUAAAUUUGUGAUAUUUGUGUGUAUAUGUACACUAGGAGAAUUCGC